CUUACACUGUGUAUCAUCUUAUAUAUGACCCUUACUUCAGCACUGGCACCUCUCUCUUUCUAUCCUGCGAUCGGACAGUGAGCAGACAUGUCUCACCGCAAAUUCCACGCACCCCGCCACGGGCACAUGGGGUUCCUGCCCCACAAGCGGAGCAAGAAGCACAGAGGCAAGGUGCGCACCUGGCCCAAAGAUGACCCCAGCCAACCCGUCCACCUCACUGCCUUCAUGGGAUACAAGGCCGGCAUGACGCACACGCUGAGGGAGAUGCAUCGCGUCGGCCUCAAGCAAUCAAAGCGAGAGGAAGUAGAGGCGGUCACCGUCAUUGAAACCCCUCCUAUCAUGGUGGUCGGGAUCGUGGGAUACGUUCAAACUAUCCGUGGUUUGCGAUCACUUAAAACCAUCUUUGCCGAGCACCUCAGUGACGAGUGCAAGCGAAGAUUUUAUAGAAACUGGUACAAGAGCAAGAAGAAGGCCUUCACCAAGUACAGUAAGAAGUGGCAGGAUGAGACAGGAAAGAAGCAGCUGGACAAGGAUUUUUCCACGAUGAAGAAAUACUGCUCAGUAAUCAGGGUUAUUGUUCACUCUCAGAUGCGAAUGCUGGCCUUAAAGCAGAAAAAGGCCCACAUCAUGGAGGUGCAGCUGAAUGGGGGGAGCAUCUCGGACAAGGUGGACUGGGCAAAGGAGCGUCUGGAGCAGGCGGUCCCCGUCUCUGCUGUCUUCAGCCAGGAUGAGAUGAUCGACGUUAUUGGAGUCACCAAGGGACAUGGCUUUAAAGGUGUGACAAGCCGCUGGCACACAAAGAAGCUUCCGAGGAAGACUCACAAAGGUCUGAGGAAGGUGGCUUGUAUCGGGGCCUGGCAUCCGGCCCGUGUGUCGUACACGAUAGCUCGUGCUGGGCAGAAGGGCUACAACCACCGCACCGAGCUCAACAAGAAGAUCUAUCGUAUAGGUAAAGGUGUGCACAUCCAGGAUGGAAAGGUGAUCCGGAACAAUGCCUCCACCAUCUACGACACCACCCAGAAGGCCAUCACUCCCAUGGGAGGCUUCCCCCACUACGGUGAGGUCAAUAAUGACUUUGUGAUGGUGAAAGGCUGCGUGGUCGGAGUUAAGAAACGUGUUCUCACCCUCAGAAAGUCUCUGCUCGUGCACACGUCUCGCAAGUCAAAGGAGGCCAUCGAGCUUAAAUUCAUCGACACCACUUCCAAAUUUGGCCACGGCCGCUUCCAGACUGCCCAGGAGAAGAGGGCAUUCAUGGGGCCGCUGAAGAAGGACGUAAAGAAAACACUGCCAGAGCCUCUGACUGAAGAGGUCUGAAAUAAAAAGGGAAUAUCUCAAAUUUUGGGACUUUAAGAUAAUAAAACUGGGUGCAAAUACA
Labrus bergylta (ballan wrasse) is the source of this 1375-nucleotide messenger RNA. RefSeq names its product large ribosomal subunit protein uL3-like. The record is from RefSeq and is a predicted model, not a curated record. Gene Ontology annotation, cellular component: ribosome; cytosolic large ribosomal subunit. Gene Ontology annotation, biological process: translation. Gene Ontology annotation, molecular function: structural constituent of ribosome; RNA binding. NCBI's taxonomy places the organism in Eukaryota, Metazoa, Chordata, Actinopteri, Labriformes, Labridae.